Molecule: messenger RNA, 6017 nt
Organism: Cyprinodon tularosa
Lineage: Eukaryota; Metazoa; Chordata; Actinopteri; Cyprinodontiformes; Cyprinodontidae
Product: DNA (cytosine-5)-methyltransferase 3B-like
Exons: 23
Coding region: 215-4555 (1446 amino acids)
Biological process (GO): negative regulation of transcription by RNA polymerase II
Cellular component (GO): nucleus
Molecular function (GO): DNA binding; DNA (cytosine-5-)-methyltransferase activity, acting on CpG substrates
Source: RefSeq, a predicted model, not a curated record
GAAACCAGAUAUUUUUAGGGUCUCUUUGGUUAAUUUAGCGGGAAAAUCUUGUUGAAAUAUCGCUGUUGGGAAGCGGGAGGGUGCCCUCGGCGGAAGGAUACACCUCGGUGUUUUGGGAGUCGGAGGGAGGGAGCGAAGGAGGACCGAUCGGCGUGGAACCCGGUGAGCGUUCAUCCUGCCUCCUUCGCCUGGGAACAAAUAGCUGAAAAGAAGUAUGGAUUUUGAAAUGGCGGAAAAACAGAACAGCUCUACUGUGAUCUGUUUAACAUCUGAUGAUGAGGAGGAGGAUGUGGUGUUUGUGUCAAACGAGCAGGGAUCUCAACAGAGCGAGACGUCGAUGAAGGAGAUGGAAAUCCAGAUACAGGAUAUCCGGAGCUUGCAGUCAGAAGACGCUGCUAUGGAGGAAAAGAGUCCUGGAAAGGAUUUGGUGAAUUUCAUCAGAACUAACUUCGAUCAUGAAGUUUACUCUGCAGAUCCACAGGAUGUGAUGCAGGCUGUAACAGACAGGCCUUACUCUGUGUACCUGUAUGUAGGGGUGGAGCUGGGGGGAGGGAAGCGCGCUACCUUCCUGCUGAUCGGCUACUUUAAUGAUUGCUCAGGUAGGAGUGUGGUGAAGCUGCUGCACACUCUGCACAUGGGCAUUGACGGCGCUCAAAACCGGGACAUAGACGCCAUGGUGCAUGUUGUUUAUUCUGACGCUUGGCUUCUAGUCGAAGUCUUGAGAAAGUAUGAGCUUCCGCUGUACAACAUUGCCGCUUUUUACUGCAACGUUCCACAGCCGUACCUAACCCGGGUGAUUGUGACCAGGCUCCAGUCUUUCAGCCCAAAGUUAUUGUCCCUCUGCAGCAUCCCUGAGAUAGCAGAGAGAGCCUGCCAAGCUGGAAUCACGGCCUCCUUCAGCCAAGUUGUGGACCUGAUUACAGACAUCCAUCGCCAUUACACCAGAUGCCCUUCCGUUAAUGACAGUCUGAAAGAGGUGUUUGCUGACGCUGGGUCAUAUAACCCCCGUCUUCCACUCUCAGCACACUGUUUCUUCAUCACAUACAGCGUGCAGAAGAUGGCCGCUCACUGGCAGGAUUUGCAGGAAUAUUUUAAAUCCCUGAAAGAGACAAAGCCCUUGAACCGAAUCAAGAUCCAGCUGAUGGACGACGCAUUCAGACUCCAGUUUUUGUUCCUUUCCCACUCGUUGGAGCCACUCAGAGCCCUCCAAGAGCUACAGCAGGCGGGCAAAGCAGAUCUGAGCGGGGAGCUCCAGCUGGCUUUCAUUUUGCUGCAGUCCUACAUGGCCAGCAUCUACAAGCCGUCAGUGUCCAUUCCCUUCUUAAAGCAGGAGUUGACUUUGCCUCAAAGUGAGAAUCUGCUUCCAUUUUACGAGGUGAAUAUCGGCGUACAGGCUUUGGAACUGAUGAUGGUCUCUGGUUCCAAUAUCGAACAACAGGUCAAGAUUAGUUUCCUAAAGAAUGCCCAGACUUUCUACAAAGCAGCACUGUGGAGUCUGCUGGAGAGCAUUCCAGCUCCACUGUGUGAUGUCACAGUGAGGAAGAUUGGGAACAUGCUGAAAAAUCCAGAAAGCAUCAAUAAAGAUUUUCCUUGGGAAGGGUUGCCAAUGAUUGGUGCUCAGCUGGGUCUCUGCGCGGUCAGUGCUGCAGAGCAGGAACUGACAGAAGGCUGCAACAUUUUAAAGAAGGAACAGAGAAAGCGUGAGGGAUGUAUUGGCUGGGUUACGAUUUUAGGCAAAGUGAAACGGUGGCCCACUUUGCACAAGCUGUUUCUGACCCUCUUGGCCCUGCCCAGCUCUCUCCACAUGAGUCAGGUGUUUGCUCAGGCAUACAAGAACAUCAAAAUUAAUCCAAAUGUGGAGAAAACCCCCGCAGCCUCGCCGCAGGUUGAAAAAUUGGGGCAGGACUCGGGCACGGACCGGAGGACGCCACUUUUGCCGGAAAACUCUAACUACCAGAAAAGAAAAGUGACAGUGGAUCAGGAAUCAUCAGAGAAGGAGAGCAGUCCUACAGGGAAGCUUUUAACUCAUAAAAAGCUGAAGCAUGGAGGAAGCAUGGAGAAAACGGACGAGACAGACAACUUCUCAGAUCUGGUGGAUUUUACAGAAGAGUCUAGACAAUCCUCUGCAGACCCGCCGAUGACCUCAGAAAGAGAUGGAAUCCAACAAGGAGAGUUUAUUUUCAUUGUGACAAGUGAUGAAGAGGAAGAGGGCUUGGAUUCAACAACCAUACUACCCGAUUCUGAAGAAUUUGCAGAAAAAUCAGUUGGGGACCUGGUCUGGGGUGAGAUAGAUGGCUUCUCCCCGUGGCCCGGCAUCAUCGUAUCCUACAAAGCACAGAAGCAGUAUCCACGCAAGAGGAUGGUGGAAUGGUACGGCCAGAGGAUGUGCUCCCUGGUUACUGUGGCGUCUCUGAAGCCAUUCGCUGGAUUCAGCCAGUACUUCUGUGCACACUCCUUUGCCACUCUGGUCACUUAUCGGGAGGCCAUCCUCUCAUCAUUGCAGGAGGCGGCACAGCGCUGUGGAAAGCAGUUUUCUGCUUUGCUUGACGACAGCGAAGAGCUCCUGAAGCAGAUGCUGGACUGGGCAUUCGGUGGCUUCCAACCAUCUGGUCCAGCUGGACUCAAACCCAGAAUAGGCUUUGUUAAAACUUGCACUAAGCCAAAGGUGAAAAAGAAACUUUUUGGGAAAUCCAACCAAGCUCUCUCCCCCUCCAAGUCAGCAGUUGCUAUUUCAGACAUCAUCACUAAAGCAUGUAGCGUGGUGGUCUCUGUCAACAAAAUAUCGUUCACUCCCGGAGAUACUUCCUCCAGCUCCAAAACUAAUGGGGAUAAUGAACAGAAUUCUGCUGAAAAAAGCCUCAAAGAAGUGAAUCCAGUGAUGGGCAAGCAGGGAAAUGGAGGAUCCCAGGUGGAGACCGACAGGUUGGAUGAAGAGUGGGAGAAUGUGAAUAGCAGAAAGGAAAGGGGAGUUUCAGAGAGGCAAAGAGCGGCAAAGAGUGUAAAGAAGAGCCACCGCUGGUUAAAUGGAUUAGACGACGACGACACGUCACCUGACUUUGUUCCAUACAGGAAGAGAAGCUGCACCAAGUUGUACAAUAAGGUCAACCAGCCAAGCAGCGAGUACACGCAGCCAGACCAGAAGCACAGAGAGAUGGUUAUCAAGAUAAUCAUGGAAUCACAACUCGACAUUGAAGAUUUCUGUUUGUGUUGUGGGACCAAGGACAUCGAUAUUUUCCAUCCCCUUUUCAAAGGCGGCCUCUGCUUGAAGUGUAAAGAUAACUUCACAGAGACCCUGUAUCGCUAUGAUGAAGACGGAUACCAGUCCUACUGUACCAUCUGUUGCUAUGGGAUGGAGGUCAUACUAUGUGGGCAUGAUGGCUGCCACAGGUCUUACUGUGAAGACUGUCUGAACAUCCUUGCCGGCCCAGGGACCUUUGACUCACUUAAGGUCGUGGACCCAUGGGUCUGCUACCUCUGUCAGCCUCACCAGCCACAUGGUGCUCUGGUUCCCAGGGAUGACUGGAGAUUUCGUGUUCAAGAGUUAUUCGCCAACACCAGCGCCAUGGAGUUUGAGCCUCAUCGUGUCUACCCAUCCAUUCCCACCAAACUCCGCAGACCUCUCCGAGUUCUGUCCCUGUUCGAUGGCAUCGGGACGGGCUACCUGGUGCUGAAAGAUCUUGGCUUUAAGGUGGAAAAAUACGUCGCCUCCGAGAUUUGUGAGGAUUCCAUUGCUGUGGCAAGCAUCAACCAUGAUGGGAAGAUCAUUCAUGUUGGAGAUGUUCGAUUAAUCUCAGAUGAUGUGAUCCAGAAGUGGGGUCCGUUUGACUUGCUGAUAGGGGGGAGCCCGUGUAACGACCUCUCCAUUGUAAAUCCACUCAGGAAAGGCCUUUAUGAAGGCACCGGCAGACUCUUUUUUGAUUAUUACCGCAUCCUGCAGCUGCUAAAGCCCAAAGAGGACGACCCUCGGCCUUUCUUCUGGCUCUUUGAGAACGUCGUCUUCAUGAACACACACGACAAAGUCAACAUUUGCCGUUUCCUAGAGUGUAACCCUGUGCUGGUGGACGCAGUGAAAGUGAGCCCCGCAAACAGAGCUCGAUACUUCUGGGGAAACAUUCCUGGAAUGAGCCGGCCCAUCACAGCCUCCCAGAAGGACAAGUUGAACCUCCAGGAGUGUUUAGAGCUUGGCAGGGAAGCCAGGGUAACCAAAGUGAGAACAAUCACAACAAAAUCAAACUCCCUGAAGCAGGGGAAAAAUGUUUCUUUGCUGCCUGUCAUGGAUAAAGGAAAAGAAGACAUCCUCUGGAUCACUGAGGUGGAAAAAAUUUUUGGUUUCCCCAAACAUUACACCGAUGCAAGGAACAUGAACCGACAGCAGAGACAGAAGCUGCUGGGCAAGGCGUGGAGCGUACCAGUUAUCCGCCACCUCUUCGCCCCCCUUAAGGAGUACUUCGCCUGUGAGGAACUGCCUCCUGUAGCCAUGCCGGAUGUCUCCACCUCCAGCUCCUCCGCCACCUCCUCGUCUCCUAACUCCCCAGACCUGCAGCAGCUGAGAUAAGGGAACUUGGAUGGGAUUGAGGGAUUUCAUAGGCACACAGCCUCCCAUACGGAGGUCCUAGGGGGGCUUCCAACCUCACUGGUGUGGAGACAAGAGCCCAGACCGCGUAAAUAUAUAUAUACGGGAGCAGGCAGUGGACAAUAGACCUUACAUGCAUGAUACUUCUUGCCCAAAGAGUGAUUUCUGUGAAAUUCCAUUUUAUUUUCCACAUCACAAAAAUCAUAUGGCCCUAAGCAUCCCAACUGGUGCUACCUUUAACAACACUAUCUGCUUAUUUUGUGCAAUGGAUUGUUAUGCUGCCUCUGAUAUGCAGCCAUUUUACUCAGGAACCUCAUUGGGAAUUUUUAUUAGUUUCUUAAAAAUGAUCCAGCAUCCUGUGGUGUUACGUUAUUCAGUGUGAACUUACUGAGAUAUUUUUAAAUAUUUUUUCGAAGAUAUGAAUCUAAACUAGUUCAGUAUUUUAAUAGACUGUUGCUGCUGCUGCAGUUGUAGAAAACAUUGAGUUUUAUGAUUGCUUUUUUUAGAAUGUUUUGCCUAUUUUAAAGGGGAGAACUUCAGAGUUUGGUUCAUAUUUUCGUUUAAUCAUGAAAAAAAAAAUCUAUUGAAUCUGCAAUCAUGAUAGUAAGGGACAACUAUUGCCUGAUUUUUAACCUGCUGCUGAGUCAUCUAAACCUGCAGUGCCUUAAGCAAUCUUUUAAUCCUUAGUGGUCACCUUUGACAACCAGUUUCCUGUGUUUCGGUAUUCGUGCCCACACCAGUUCAUACAUCAGUACUAAUUCCUAAGUGUUUGAAGGGUUUUUUGUAACCACUGCCCAAAAUAUCCCAAAAAUGUAUCUACCUCCUUAUUUCCUUCUGUUAGUUGUGCUACAAACAAAAACACUGGAAUUUAAGGAAUUUAAGCCUUAAGUGGAUUUAAUUCCCAUUGGACCAAAUAUGUGGGCCAAACAUGCAGUCUAAUAGUUAGUAUUCCUUAAUACUGAAUAAUCAAGAGUAACUAAUACUUUUUAAUGUUACUUUUUUUUAAGAGUACAUCCAGUAAUUAUAAAAAAACACAGCAUUUUUAGUUCCUUUUUGUAUUAAAUAUGUUUUUUUUUUAAGAUGUCGUUAUUGUAACAGUAAGAACUGGUCUGCUUUUAAUAAAAGUGAUAUGAUGGUACAAAGUUUACAUUUCAUACUUUUUUUUUUCUCUUUUUCCUUUUACGUUUACUUUGAAAAUUCUUAAUGUGACUGUGAUUGUCGUCUUGCUGGAUCUUUGAAUGUUUUGUGAAUCAUGAGCGGAGUUCUUUUUACACUUUUGCACGUUACCUUAAAGGGAUUAAUGCAUGUGGGUCUGCAAUUGUUUCUGAAGGUUCAGCUAUUUCUGUAUUAUAGGAGUUGUGUUCUGCUCUUUUUAUCUACUGACCUUAUUUUAAUUACGUAUGUCAAAAGUGAUAGAAUAAAUAUUAAAACAAUGUAUAUCAAA